Staurois parvus is the source of this 669-nucleotide messenger RNA. Lineage: Eukaryota; Metazoa; Chordata; Amphibia; Anura; Ranidae. The record is from the annotation of a GenBank genome assembly.
AUGGAUUCUACUGUCAGUAACGCCAGCAAGCUGGAGAAACCAGUGUCUCUCAUAUGGGGGUGUGAGCUGAACGAACAGAACAAGACCUUUGUAUUUAAAGUGUCAGAUGAAGACAAAAGUGAGCAUCAGUUGGCGUUGAGGACAGUAUGUCUUGGAAAUAAUGCAAAGGAUGAGUUUCACAUAGUAGAAAUAGUCCCUCAAGAGGUAGAAGGAAGUGAGACAAAACCUGUUCCUAUUGCUACACUAAAGCCAUCUAUCCUACCAAUGGCUACCAUGGUGGGCAUUGAGUUGACUCCUCCAGUCACAUUCCAGCUGAAGUCUGGAUCUGGGCCAGUGUAUAUUAGUGGUCAGCAUGUUGCACUGGAAGCUGACUACUCCUGGGCAGAGGAAGAAGGUGAGGAGGAGGUGGAAGAGGAAGAAGAGGACGAAGAUAUAGAAUCUCCUCCAAAAGCUGUAAAGAGGCCAGCAGCUUCCAAAAAGGCAGGACAGGCAAAGGUAUGUGGUCGUUUUUUUUGUUUUUUUUCUCUUUUUUUCCCUCCUUUUUUUUUUUUUUUUUUUUUUCCCUUCUUAGAGAGAGCAGAUUGGCCUUCAUUGCUGCACAAGCAAUGUAGCCCAUUCGCACCAAUGGAUUUUUUUUUGCAGCAUAUAAAUGGACUCCAUUGUAAGUGA